This is a messenger RNA of Podospora anserina S mat+, 1590 nucleotides long. RefSeq lists its product as uncharacterized. Lineage: Eukaryota; Fungi; Ascomycota; Sordariomycetes; Sordariales; Podosporaceae. Gene Ontology annotation, cellular component: mitochondrion. Gene Ontology annotation, molecular function: protein-arginine omega-N symmetric methyltransferase activity. Gene Ontology annotation, biological process: mitochondrial respiratory chain complex I assembly. The record is from RefSeq and is a predicted model, not a curated record. The coding region runs from base 1 to 1590 and encodes 529 amino acids. The transcript has 4 exons.
AUGAAGUCUGCCGUGCCUCGAGCCCUUCGCAACGCUCGCCGUAUCUUCCCAAGAGCUUCCUCCACCAGGAGUUCGAGCUCAAGCUCAUUACCAAGACUUGGAAACAACCGUUUGAAUGGCACCACCACUUUGACAUCACAACACCGUAACUUUUCUGCUACAACGGGGUUACGAGAUAUUGAUGAGGACAAAGAUCGAAAAUGGUCAACUCCUCUUGCCAAGCAGCUGGCAGCUGCCAUUGAGUUGACUGGACCAAUUCCCCUCGCCAGUUUUAUGCGCAUGUGUUUGACUUCUGAUAUCGGAGGUUAUUACACUGGAGCCAUUGAGAAAGACCGGGAUCAGUUUGGCUUAAAGGGUGACUUUGUCACAUCACCAGAAAUCUCACAAGUAUUUGGCGAGCUCAUUGGUGUAUGGUUCCUGACGGAAUGGCUAGCUCAGGGACGCCAGAGUCGGGGCGUCGAGUUAAUUGAAGUUGGGCCAGGACGUGGCACUCUCAUGGAUGAUGUUCUUAGGACAAUACAAAGCUUCCCAGCCAUGGCCAAUAGCAUAGACGCCAUCUACAUGGUUGAGGCCAGUCCCGAGCUCAGAAUGGCUCAAAAGAACCUUCUCUGCGGCGAAGAUGCUCCCAUGACCGAGUCCAAGGUUGGCUAUCACAGCGUAUGCAAAUACAACGCCCUGCCCAUCGUGUGGACCGAGACCAUCAAGUCAAUUCCUAUUGCCCCCCAAAAAAUGCCCUUCAUCGUCGCCCACGAAUUCUUCGACGCCCUUCCCAUCCACGCUUUCGAACUCGUCUCCGUCCCCGCCUCCAAAUCAGAAGCUCCCUCCUCAACAGACAACUCCUCCCCCUCCAGCAAGACCACCACCCCAACCCUCCAAUGGCGCGAAAUGCUCGUCUCCCCCACACCCCCCGGCUCAACCCACGAAUCCCUCAAGACACCAGCCACCCAAUCCAGGGAGACCCCACCCCCCGACUUCCAACUCACCCGUGCGACCUCCUCCACCCGUCACUCCCUCUACCUCCCCGAAUCCUCCCCCCGCUUCCGCGCUCUCAAAUCCAGCGUCGGCCCCGGCGCCCUCCUAGAAGUCUGCCCCGACGCCUCCCUCUACGCAAGCGACUUUGCAGCCCGGAUAGGCGGCUCCCCCCAGCACCCAAAACCCAAACCCUCCGGCGCAGCUCUUAUUCUUGAUUACGGGCCCGGAGAUGGAACCAUCCCCACCAACUCCCUCCGUGGCAUCCGCAAACAUAGGCGUGUCUCCCCUUUUGCCGAGCCCGGACUUACUGAUUUGUCAGUUGAUGUCGAUUUUGCGGGCAUUGCGGAGUCGGCUACGAGAGCGAGUGAAGGGGUGGAGGUUCAUGGGCCUGUUGCUCAGGGGGAUUUCUUGGAGUUGAUGGGGAUUAGGGAACGGGCUGAGGUGCUGGCUAAGAGGGCGGGGGAGGAGGAGAAGGGGAGGGCGGUGGAGAAGGCUUGGAGGAGGUUGGUUGAUAGGGGGCCCGGGGGGAUGGGGAAGGUUUAUCAGGCUUUGGCGAUUGUGCCAGAGAAUGGGGGGAGGAGGAGGCCGGUUGGGUUUGGGGGAGAUGUGGUGCAGUGA